Mangifera indica (mango) is the source of this 2191-nucleotide messenger RNA. RefSeq lists its product as uncharacterized. The record is from RefSeq and is a predicted model, not a curated record. The transcript is spliced from 7 exons. Bases 441 to 1439 code for a protein of 332 amino acids. NCBI's taxonomy places the organism in Eukaryota, Viridiplantae, Streptophyta, Magnoliopsida, Sapindales, Anacardiaceae.
CGAGUCAGGGGUAGGACACUGAAAAAAAUAAAAAAUGAAAAACUACCGGGGAAAAAUUAGUGCGAACUUUCGAUUUACUUUCACCUGCACCUGCCCCAAUCUCCACUCCACCUUCCCCAAUCUACACUCCACCUUUCCCAUUUCGCCAUCAACGGCCAUCAACAAGCCAAACCACUCACCAAAACUCAUCUCAUUGUAGCAUCAUUAUCAUCUUUUUCUUCAUCUGCGUCUUCGUCUCCGUCGUCUUCCUUUGCUUUCUUUAUAGAAAAACCUUUAGCCAACACAAACAAAAACAUUUAACACAACCACCUCACUUCCAACACAAACAAACGAGCUCCACCAACCUCCACUACACUUUGGUGUUCGUGAUGAUGGGUGUUGUGUAAAAAGAUUGUAUUUUUAUAUUUAUAUUUGUUUAAGUCAAGUUACUUUUGGCCCUCAUGUUGUUCUUGCUUUUAGUUUUUUCUUUCUUGUUCUUGUCCAUCAUCUUCGUUGUGUGUGUCAUUAUUACCCUCAAGAAAACUGAUUGUCUUGAACAAGUGGAGAAGGAGUAUGCAUUAGCUUUGAAGAAUGCUUCGGUCAGUCAAGAGCGGGAAAAUGACCAGAACCCAUUGGCAGCACAGCUGUUGCUUGAGAUCCUGCCGGCGAAAACUGCUGCCAAAUGGGCGAAAUUUUUUGCCAAGAAAAAGUGUGAGAUUCCGGACGGGAAUGGGUUGGGUCACGAGAAGGAGGUGGAUGAGAGUAGUGACGGUGCAGGGUCAGGUGGGGAUGAUAGUAAGAUAGUGAAGAAGAAGAAGAAGAAAAGUAAGAAGAAGAAAUUGGAUUCCAAAGGUGAAGAAGAAAGUAAUGGUGAAGAGAAGGAGGGUGAGGAAAAAGAUAAAAGAAAUUCGGAUUCGGAUAAUUUGAAACACGAAUUGGUUUAUUUAUAUCCAUUUACAGGAUCAAGUAGUGCAACUCAGAGGAAGAUCAAGCAACAGUAUGAUCAUCUUGUUCAGUGUCAUGAAAGCAAAAAGUUGACACUUGCCCAGGUGGCAGAAUUUGCUCAUUGUUUGACAGAGGCCAAAGAUGAUUUAGAGCACAAGUCUGAGGCCAUUAACCGCAAGUUUACAAUAACAAAGGCUCUGUUAAACAAGGCAGAUAGAUCAUCAGUUGAUCGCAUUUGCCAACAGUUAUUCAAGCUAGAGAAGGAACAAAAGAGAUUAGAGGAUGAUGCAUUUGUCUAUAAUUGGCUUCAACGACAGCUUAAGCUUUCACCAGUAUACAAGAAGAUGCUUGAAGUUCAUGCUUCCAUGGAGGAGAAGGCCAAGUCCACUGAGUCGACAAAAAGCACAGACACAGAAGAAUUUACUGACAUUUCUUUUGAGGAACUAUUAGCACAAGAGAAGAAGGAUUCGUUUUGGCAAAAGAAUGGGAGAUCGAGAUUGUCCCCCGGCAGAUGACAUUGUUUAGCAGCUUUAGUUAACUGUACUUGUGGAAUCAGUUUUUGUAGUUUUUGAGGCGGCAACUACUCAAUCCGAUACACAAUGAACCUUGAUGUAGUAUACCAUGUUCUUAUGGAUUUUGGCAUCUAUAAUUACUAACCAUCACAAAAUUGAUUCAGCAUCCUGCCAAAACUCUAUUUACAUAGCUUCUGAUGUAUAAAAUGUUUUUCAUGGAAUUGUAACUUGAUAAAAAUGUUUAUCAUGACAAUAGAACUCCAGGGCCAUACCGACCGAAGCUAUGAACUUGACAGGGUGGUGCUUUCUGCUGUUAUUAGAGGUUUGAAAAGUUUUUGCCGAACUACCAGGAGCCCCUCUUUGUUUCACUUGUGGGUUGGGUAGUUUUGGCUAUAGUAGAAGCCAAUUAUAACAAGUGAAAACAUUCAACCAUUGCAACAAUUCCCCGUUGGUUGGUUUUGUUCUGUACUUAUGAUUUGGCAUUCUUGUGUUGAUCUAUCAGGAGGAAAAUCUGUGUUAGUUUUAUUGGUUCCUUGAAUGAAAUGGUCGUACUUGGCCCAUGUUUGUGGGUAAUGUUGCCAAGUGAAUGCCCACAAAAACUGAUAUGUCUGUGCGCAGUAUGUGCUUUAACCCAGUGUGUGCUUAUCAGUGAUAUGAUGAAUGCAGAGGCGGGGAGCGAGUUGUUCAAAUGAAUAUGACUGCAUGCCUUGUCUAUUAAGUCUGCAGUACUAAUUUCACUUCGGAAAUCAACCGUC